GCGUAAGCUCUUUCCCCUUGAUUAUUGAUAUUAGCUUCCUAAGCCUUCUCUAGGAUAUUUUACGGUUCUGACCAGCAAAUAUCGCGGCUUACUCCGUUAUUCGAAGAAAUAACUUUGACUGAAUAUAAAAUGUCUGAGGGAAAGGGAAAACUAGUUGAGAACGCUGCUAUCGUACCACCCAAUCCAGACCCAAGUCACGAUCCCGCAACAGCAAUACUUCGAAAAAAACAAGCACCAAAUAAACUAAUUGUUGACGACGCCACGAACGAUGAUAACUCUGUAAUGUCCCUCUCUACAAACACCAUGGAAAAAUUACAACUUUUCCGUGGUGAUACCGUUUUGAUCAAAGGAAAAAAGAGACGUGAUACUGUCUUAAUUGUUUUGGCUGAUGAUACAUGUGAAGAUUCAAAAGUAAAGAUCAAUAAAGUUGUAAGAAAUAAUCUUCGUGUGCGUCUCGGUGACGUAGUUUCAAUUCAUCCCUGUACAGAAAUAAAAUACGGAAAACGUAUUCAUGUAUUGCCGAUAGAUGAUACAAUUGAAGGUGUAACCGGUAAUUUAUUUGAUGUAUACUUAAAACCAUACUUCUUAGAAGCAUAUCGACCUGUAAGAAAGGGAGAUUUGUUUUUGGUUAGAGGUGGUAUGAGAGCCGUAGAAUUCAAAGUUGUAGAAACAGAUCCACCAGAUUAUUGUAUUGUUGCACAAGAUACAGUUAUACAUUGUGAAGGUGAUCCAAUCAGACGCGAAGAUGAAGAGGCUAAUCUUAACGAUGUUGGUUACGAUGAUAUUGGAGGAUGUCGAAAACAAAUGGCUCAAAUUCGUGAACUUGUAGAACUUCCCCUUCGACAUCCACAGCUAUUUAAAUCAAUUGGUAUUAAGCCACCACGUGGUAUUCUUAUGUAUGGUCCCCCUGGUACCGGUAAAACAUUAAUUGCACGUGCUGUUGCAAACGAAACCGGUGCUUUCUUCUUCCUGAUCAAUGGUCCCGAGAUUAUGUCAAAGAUGGCUGGUGAAUCCGAAAGCAAUCUAAGAAAGGCUUUUGAAGAAGCAGAGAAGAAUAGUCCUGCAAUUAUCUUCAUUGAUGAAAUCGAUGCUAUUGCUCCUAAGCGUGAAAAAACUAAUGGUGAAGUAGAGCGACGUGUUGUAUCUCAACUCCUUACACUUAUGGAUGGUAUGAAGGCACGAUCAAACGUAGUAGUUAUGGCAGCCACAAAUCGUCCUAAUAGUAUUGAUCCGGCCCUUCGACGUUUCGGUCGUUUCGAUCGUGAAAUCGAUAUUGGUAUUCCUGAUCCUGUUGGACGUUUGGAAAUUCUACGUAUUCACACAAAAAAUAUGAAAUUGGAUGAAGACGUGGAUUUAGAAAAGAUCGCUUCCGAAACUCACGGUUAUGUUGGUUCUGAUAUAGCUUCACUUUGUUCAGAAGCUGCUAUGCAGCAAAUUCGUGAGAAGAUGGACUUAAUCGACUUAGAAGAUGAAACAAUUGACGCUGAAGUAUUAGAUUCAUUAGCCGUAACUAUGGAUAAUUUCAGAUAUGCUUUGGGUGUAUCCAAUCCAUCUGCAUUGCGCGAAACAGUUGUCGAAGUUCCAACAGUCUCAUGGAAUGACAUUGGUGGACUUGAAAAAGUUAAAUUAGAACUUCAGGAAACCGUGCAAUAUCCUGUAGAACAUCCAGACAAAUUCUUGAAAUUUGGUAUGUCCCCAUCAAAGGGAGUAUUAUUCUAUGGGCCACCUGGUUGUGGUAAAACAUUAUUGGCUAAAGCAAUUGCGAAUGAAUGUCAGGCUAACUUUAUCAGUAUCAAGGGGCCAGAAUUAUUAACUAUGUGGUUUGGAGAAUCGGAGGCAAAUGUACGCGAUGUUUUUGACAAAGCACGAGCCGCAGCACCUUGCGUAAUGUUCUUCGAUGAGUUGGACUCUAUUGCAAAAGCACGUGGUGCUAGUCUUGGGGAUGGCGGUGGUGCUGGAGAUCGUGUUCUCAAUCAAAUUCUUACUGAAAUGGAUGGUAUGAACUCUAAGAAGAACGUAUUCGUAAUUGGUGCAACAAAUCGUCCAGAUCAAAUCGAUCCCGCAUUACUUCGUCCUGGUCGUUUAGAUCAAUUGAUCUACAUACCUUUGCCUGAUGAAUCUUCAAGAUAUUCAGUCCUAAAAGCUACUUUGCGAAAAUCACCUGUUGCAGAUGAUGUUAACUUACAUUUCUUGGCUAAAUCAACACAUGGUUUCUCUGGAGCUGAUUUGACAGAAAUUUGCCAACGUGCAUGUAAAUUAGCAAUUAGAGAGAGUAUCGAUAAAGAAAUAACCCGGGAUAGAGAACGUAAAGAAAGAGAAGAGGCUGGAGAAGAAGUAAUAAUGGACGAGGAUGUUGACGAUGAUCCAGUCCCAGAAAUCACAAAGGCUCAUUUCGAAGAGGCUAUGCGAUUUGCACGUCGUUCAGUUUCCGAUAGUGACAUUCGUAGAUACGAAAUGUUUGCACAAACUCUCCAACAAUCCCGCGGUUUCGGACCAAAUUUCAAAUUCCCUGAAGGUGGUAUUGGAGGAGGCACUUCAGGAGAAGCAACGGGAUCUAAUAAUGCAAUGGAUACUACUAAUACAGGUUUUCAAGAUGAUGCCGAUGAUUUAUAUGCAUAAACGAUCCGAUGAUUCGAUCCGAUUUUUUUUUAAAAAAAAGAAAAAACUCAAGGUUUUGACGAAGCAGUUCAUUUAUUUUUAUUUCGAACGAAAAAUCGAAUCUUUUCUGAAGUUUUUUUACCAAAUCAAAAAGUUCGAAUCGUCGGAUCGGAUUUAUGCGGAACCUUAAUCUUAAUUCAAAUUUAUAGUGAUUAUAUACUUUAUAUAGAGAAAAAAAAAUUGGAACUUUUUAUUUGUGAGUCUUGGUUGUAAUAACUUUUAUCAUCUCUCUUCCAAUUUUGUUACUUUCAUCAAACCUAUUAAUAUAUUGUUAUAAAAUAAUAUUACACAAAAAAUAAUCCAUUA
Messenger RNA from Rhizophagus irregularis DAOM 181602=DAOM 197198, 2964 nucleotides. RefSeq lists its product as uncharacterized. Gene Ontology annotation, cellular component: cytosol; VCP-NPL4-UFD1 AAA ATPase complex; nucleus. Lineage: Eukaryota; Fungi; Glomeromycota; Glomeromycetes; Glomerales; Glomeraceae. The record is from RefSeq and is a predicted model, not a curated record. Gene Ontology annotation, molecular function: ATP hydrolysis activity; polyubiquitin modification-dependent protein binding; ATP binding. Gene Ontology annotation, biological process: retrograde protein transport, ER to cytosol; autophagosome maturation; mitotic spindle disassembly.